Messenger RNA from Toxotes jaculatrix (banded archerfish), 4641 nucleotides. RefSeq names its product transcription initiation factor TFIID subunit 4-like. Lineage: Eukaryota; Metazoa; Chordata; Actinopteri; Toxotidae. The transcript is spliced from 15 exons. The record is from RefSeq and is a predicted model, not a curated record. Gene Ontology annotation, biological process: transcription initiation at RNA polymerase II promoter; DNA-templated transcription. Gene Ontology annotation, molecular function: protein heterodimerization activity; DNA binding; RNA polymerase II general transcription initiation factor activity. Bases 763 to 3324 code for a protein of 853 amino acids. Gene Ontology annotation, cellular component: transcription factor TFIID complex.
UCUCUCAAAUCUGGUUUCUUAGCUUGUUGCAAACCACGUUAUUAUUCUACCAAAAGUCACUCGGGACGAUUCUGAGACGGGAUAAUUAUCGUGACAACGUAAACACAGCGGAGACAGCGAAACAUUUGAUGGUAACGUUUCGUCUCCGGUACGAUGUUGUUCUCUCUCGUGCAUCCUCUGGAAUGACAGCUGAAGCCAUUGGUACCGCCUUUUAGAAUGUGGAACAGCCAAUCACAGCUCGCCGAAGUCCCCGCACGGAGACGUUUAGUCGUUGUGCGCACGCGCAUGUCACUCGGUAAGUACCUCACUUCUCACAAGCUCGCAGGAGUGUGAAGAUGGCGGUUCGCCCAGGCCCGCUGGAUGAGCUGUUUUUACACACAGAGGUGAAUAAAGCGGUAGUUUGUCAUCCUGUCCGAUCUGUAGAGUCUAAACUAUCGGUCUUUUGUCACAACAACCACUGGGUUAGGCACGAAGCAACCGGUAUUUACAUGGCUAUAGUUCCGGGACAAGGGGGUAGCGCGAGCUAAUGUCCAGCUGGGACUUGGUCAAGACGAUUGCUAAAGCAGGUACGCUGUAACUACUUAUGUUGUUUUCCUCUUUGUCUCGAAAACAGUAUACAAGCAAAGCAAGCGCCGGACUUGACAGAGUAAAUCAGUAGAUGUGUCAGGGUCUUGCCCCAUCACAUUCAAGAUUGUUUGUGCUCCUUCUAAACAAGUUGAAGUGCAGGGGGUCUCAUCAUAGCGAGGUCCCCAUGGUGCAACUAUGGACGCAUCGACGGCCAGCACGGACUCCACCACGGGACACGAUCCUGGCAAAACACUUGUUGUUAGUGGCGGUGCAACCUCUCUCCCUAAUCACCAGGAGAAAGUAGGCUCUUACUCAGUGCAGACUUUCAAUGGGAGCCAAACUAUGAACUCUCAUAAUUCAGGAAGCGCUGCCCCUCUCGGGGGUACGACUGUGACAAGUGGCGCUGGUAACAGCAGCGCUCCUGCGGUAUCUGUUGCAGCUGUCAACAGUGGGCCAGUGUUGUCUAAAGGGCUGGGCAGUGCGAUAAUGCCCCCCACGUCAAACAGUGUAAUUCAGACGCCUCUCAUGAACUCGCAGAGUGUUGUCGCUUCAGCUCAGCCUGCGAGCCAGGCAACAGGACCCACUGUGACACUCGUCAGGCCGCCUAUGCAAACCUCGGGGUCGGGUGCAACUUUGAAUGGGAACAAUAAUGCGAGCCCUGCUGUGGUUGCCAGCACAACAGGGCAGUCAGGUAUCGGCGUACAAACUCCACUCGUAAACAACGGCCAGCCGUCCAACUCGGUGUCUGUCAGCGCAAGGUCGCACACCAUCAAGGCAGAGCCACCCACAACAAUAAUACAGUCAGCACCGCAGCCGGCUGUCACUCCCGGCGUCGUCAGCGCUCCCCGGACUCCGGCGACUGUUGCUGCGGGUCCAGGCGGCAUCCGAGCACUGACGCCUCAGACGUUGGCCCCGAGGCCCCCCCAGACCUCCCCGGGACAGCCCAGCAUACAUAACAUCCAGCUCCCACCGGGGAUGGUGCUUGUACGAAGUGAGAGUGGACAGCUACUGAUGAUCCCUCAGCAAGCUCUGGCCCAAAUGCAGGCCCAGGCGCAGGGAGGCAUGGCACCUCGGUCUGCUACACCAACAAGCGUGCCUCCUGGCCAGGCUCCUGGAAACAUCAUCAGCAGACCAGUGGCUCCCAGCACCAUCAUCCGACAGGGCUGUCCAGCUCCAACAUCACUCGCUGCAACCACCACUCUUCACAGACCUCCUAUUCUUCAGAGCUCAGUUGCGGCUGCAGUACCAGGAAUGACCCCUAGGACCAUCACCCAAACAGCUGGGACCGCAGUUACCUCAGUAACAGUGAGCAAAGAGACAAUGGAGAAUGUGAAGAAAUGUAAGAACUUCCUGUCUACAUUGAUAAAGCUGGCAUCCACUGGGAAGCAAUCAACAGAGACUGCAGCCAGUGUGAGAGAGCUGGUCAAGGACCUGCUAGAGGGCAAACUGGAAGCUGAGGAAUUCACCAGCAGAUUGUACAAAGAGCUCAAUUCCUCACCCCAACCAUACCUUGUGCCUUUUCUCAAGAGAAGCCUCCCAGCCUUGAGGCAGCUCACUCCAGACUCAGCGGCAUUCAUCCAGCAGAGUCAGCUCCCCCAGCCGGCCUCAGGUCCAGUCUCCUCCACCUCGCCCACCCCCACCACGGUGGUCCUGAGCAGCCCCGCCUCUCGUGUCACUGCUCCAAUCAGCAGGCCCCAGCUCCAGCCAGCCAUCAGCAAGCCAGUACAGACCCCCUCACUGGUCCUCCAGCCUCAGCAGCAGAGAGCAAUAUUGAGACCUCAGGUAACUUUACCGGUGACCCCCAUGGUGACUCCCAGGAAUCAGGCCCCUGGCCGCAUCAUGCUGGGACAGCAGCAGGUCCAGCUUAAAGAGCUGCAGCCAGUUCCUGUGAGGCCAGAGAUGCCACCUGUUUCUAAACAAGUCUCUGCUGCAGCCUUGACUCCAGCUCAAAAGAACAAGCUGAAAGAGGCGGGUGGUACUUUCAAGGAUGAUGAUGACAUCAACGACGUGGCCUCCAUGGCUGGAGUGAACUUAUCAGAGGAAAGUGCUAAUAUCCUAGCAACCAAUUCUGGACUAGUGGGAGCGGUGACACAUUCCUGCAAGGACGAGGCUUUCCUCUCCUGCACUAUACUGCAAAGGAGAAUGCUGGAAAUAGGUAGGAGGUAUGGUAUAACAGACCUGGGUGCGGAAGUGGUGAACUACGUCUCCCAUGCUACUAAGCAGCGACUGCAGAACGUGCUUGAAAAAGUUUCCCAGGUGGCCCAGCAGAAAAAUGUCAACUUUAAGGAGGAUAACAACUGCGAGCAGAGCAGUGAUGUUCGUGCUCAACUCAAGUUCUUUGAGCAGCUGGACCAGUUAGAGAAACAACGGAAGGAGGAGCAGGAGAGAGAGAUCCUCCUGAAGGCAGCUAAGUCUCGAGCUCGGCAAGAGGACCCAGAGCAGCUGCGUCUGAAACAGAAGGCUAAAGAGAUGCAGCAGCAGGAGCUGGCUCAGAUGAGACAGAGGGAGGCUAACCUGACGGCACUGGCAGCCAUCGGCCCCAGAAAGAAGAGGAAGAUUCUGGACUCUCCGUCCUCCUCUGCUGCAGCUGAGGGAUCAGGAACAGGUCCCUCUCUGUCUGGUGGGGCUGGUUCGUCGAGCUCCAGACCCACACGGCAGCGCAUCACACGUGUCAAUCUCAGGGACCUGCUCUUCUGUUUGGAGAACGAGAGAUUUACCAGUCGCUCCCAUUUCCUCUACAAGGGCUUUCUCAAAUAGGCUUGACAGAGAGGAGAAGAAGAGGAGGAGAGGUGAGAGGGGUAAAAUGAAGUGUGUGGAGAGACCAGCCGCUCCCACCACAGAGAGAGUGUAAGAGAUUCUUAUAACUGAAGAGGAGAGGAGCAGCGACUUGGCACAUUUCAAGGUUUUUCAGAUAUACCUGAUAACCUGAAAUACAACAGUGGCUACAUUUGAUGGCCUCUCUACCUCCCUCCUCAAAUAACGCCUGUUAUCUUUCAGAGUAGUCGUGGACUCAUGCCCCUUUAUUUACCCUGUACAAGUUAUUUUUCAAGAAAGUGCAAAAAAGGAUUAUAUUAAGGGUUUUUGUAUGAUCAAAUGAUGUAUUGUACUAUUAUGCACUGCAACACAGUACAAUUUAUUUUCUGAUUAUUUGUAUUUGCAUUAGGCUUUAAAGCAAUGGAAAUCAUUUGUUUUAUUAGACCACCAACUAAUUUUAUUAAUAAUGAUUUUGAUUUUGGUUUUUGUCAACUGAAUUAGUUUCAGCUCCAAACUGUAUAACCUACUGAGUUGCCUUCCUAACUAUGAAUAAGCCAUAUAGCCAUCCCGAAGCAAUUAACCCUGCUGUAUCUCAUGAAGCAGUAGCUCGCUGUCUGUCAUCUCCAUUACUUUACUUGAUUUUUUUUUUUUUUUUUUUUGGCUCCAGCAUAUUUAUUUACUAAACUCAAGCUUAAAUUAAAGUGUAGUUAUUUAUUUAAUUUCAUGUGACACCUCAGUUGUUUCCUGUAGCUUAAAUUCAAAACAAAAUGUGCAUUUACCUGCACAGGACGCUUAAAAUCAGUUUUGGACAUUUUGUGAGGUGUGUAGAUUUCAGUGCGUGAAGAGAGGUGUGUGUUUUUUUUGUUUUUUGUUUUGUUUUUUUUAAUCUGUUCAGUUGUUCUUUUAAAAUGAGUUUGACAUGUAUUCAUUUCUAAAACUUAAACAGGUUUCAGAAAGCUUUUAACCUGUAUUGCUAUACCAAACAUACAUCUACCUGAAACUGAUUUCUAUUUUUGUAGCUGCCCACCAACACACAUUUUUACUCUUUCAAUAGUGACUGACAGUAUCCUCCAAUCAUUUCCCUUCCUGCUUAUAUUUUUGUGUGCUACUGGACAGCCCCUUAGGAUUUUAGUACCUAUGACUUAAGAAACUGGAGUUUCUUCCUGUAUAUUUGUAAAUGUUACACCUAAAGUUUUACACACGGUUUUGUAUAGAAUUGAGAAUUUACCCAUACAACCCAUCAUAAAGAAAAAACACAUUUUCUCUAUUCAAAGUUUGAAUAAAUAAUGAUUUUACAGUAACUGUUGUGGUUUCCCAUUU